Messenger RNA from Spodoptera litura, 559 nucleotides. It is a transcript of the gene mRpL53, whose product is annotated as mitochondrial ribosomal protein L53. The record is from RefSeq and is a predicted model, not a curated record. NCBI's taxonomy places the organism in Eukaryota, Metazoa, Arthropoda, Insecta, Lepidoptera, Noctuidae. Gene Ontology annotation, cellular component: mitochondrial large ribosomal subunit.
AAUGUAGCAAGAGCAAAAACUCGUGUGUAUGACACUGCCCUAAUUAAAGUAUUGAUCACUAUACGUACAAAGCUACCUAUAUAUAAAUUUGGAAAUAAUAUGUCGAUCCCGUACAGCGGUACGUUAAGAAGAUCUGGAGGAGUAGUUUCUGCUAUAGGGAAACAGCUAAGGGGAGUGAAUUUAAAAGCUGCCAAGAGAAUUACUGUUAAAUUUGAUCCAUUUAGUGAGAAUGUAACUCAUACAAGAAAUUUCCUGCACUACAUAAGUUCACAGAAAAUAGCUCUAACCAAUCCUAACUGCACUUUGAAGACGGAAAUUGUUUGUGACCGGAGUGAGCCUAGUGUCAAUAUAUCUCUAGCUCCUUCUAUUGCAGAAACUGCCAAAGUUAAAGAUAUAACAAUAAAAAGUGGAAAUCUCACUUGUUUAGAAAUUCUACAGUUGUUGAACAAACAUAUCUCAUCAUUAGCACCUGUAGAACAGCCGGCUGCGACAAUCCAAACGAAAACCGAUAAGAAGAAGAUUAAGAAGAAGUAAAUACUUUAGCACAAUGACCAGGUCA